AUAUGCAGCUGUAAAAUAAGCUCUUUAGUUAUUAUUUUUAUCUACGAUCGCUGGCUGAGAUUUUUUGACUGCAGGUGUAACAGGAUUUUUCUGAAUUCUCUAGUCAAUGCUGAAAGUCUCGUUGUGUAGUGGUAGAUACCUGUCUUAAAUUAGCACUGAAAAUAAAAGAGAUGCGGACAAACAUUGUUUUUUUUUUUUUUUUUGUUCUUCAACUCAAGAAACUUGAAAAAGAAGGAGAUACAGAAUUAAGUGCACAUUUUCUAGGAGAUAUAUUACAGCUGGAGGUGUACCGAACACCGUGGACGCGGUGGAUCAUUAGCGUCUUGAAUGUGAUGCCUCUCCUCAUCCUGCAGACUUCGAGCUCUUCACUCCUGAAUAAACAAGGCUAAUUGUAAGACCUUCAGAUGCAGUUUAAUCUCCAUAUGCUUAUAAGUACGGUAUUCCGACUCAAAGUACGCGGGCAGGUAAUUGGUCUGAAAAUAGAUGACUUGCCUCGAAAGAAUUACACUUGUAUUUUCAUGUAUUUUCCCCCAUCGCAGAAGCUUCUGGAAAAUACAAAUUCUGAAACCAUUUCUUCACAGAAUUAUGCUGAUGAACGAGAAUACGUAAAAGGACCCUAUCAUUUUAUCAAUGCUGCAGAAAUCGAUGCUCCGUAGUCCUAGAGUACAUUAAAAUUACAACUAUUAUAAAUCAUCAAUCUUGUUUUAUUUCAGAACAAAUAAAUCAAUAUUUUUCAAUCUUUUUUUUUUUUUACGGUGAUUUACAAAGAGACACACAGAUCGGGAUGAAUUAUAUAAAAAUGCUACAUGAACGCUGUGAAAUUUUCGAAGGGAGCAUCUCAAAACGAAUUAGGCGUAAUUGAAACCCGAUUAAAAUUAUGAUUCAAAGAUGGUAUGAAUUUUUGUCGGACCGCCAUAUUAUAGCAGUGGAUAAAAGUAGAGAAAAAAAAUCAGACACCGCCCAUCGUGGUCCUAAGAUUUAAGUUCGUCAUAAUUGGUGACAAUUAGUUGGUUAUUCGUGGGCAUACUUCGUUACUAUUGGCUACUGGGCUGUCCCCGUUGGUGCAGGCCAAGUAAAGACUCGCAUCUUAUACUCCACAUGUUUUACUCUGACAUUUCGAACUUAGUAUACCGAGACAAUUCACGAGAACAAGUAUUGUUUUAUACGUGUGACAAACUGCGACAGUCAACGAUCACCCAAUCGGCUUGCAUUAAUUACUGCUAAUUAUUGUGCGACGAUUAGUGCGAUAUUUGGUGUCGUUUAUUUUGUUCUAAGACGCCUGCUGCUAUCCGUAGCUUGAAUAAAUAAUAUCCCGAUGGAAUCUUGGGCAGAGCAUAAUAAUAUCUCAUCAAGAAUUCGUAUGGCGGAAGAUAUGUUCGCGUUACCUCCGACGCCGCCCACACCACCGACGCCGCCUUUAAUUCACCUUCAAGAUUACCAAGGAAAUCGUUUUCCAACUCUAAGUUCCGAAGCAGCAUGGCUCUAUAAGUGGCCUUGGGAUGUGUCCGUUGAUCCAGGUGAUAUUUCGGAGGCUGUUAAAAUCAGCCCACCCCUAACAGGUACAAGGUGCUCUCACGCGCACGUUAAUCACGGAGGAUCAAGUCCGGCGGAAACCACGACAUUUGACAACAAUCAAAAUUAUCAAGUGCACAGAUGGGAAAUGCAGUACGCGAGUUACGGCAUUCUAUGCGGUGAUUUAGGGUCAUCACAUUGUUCUUUGAGCAGAGAAGAAGAUGGUGGCAAUUCUUUAACAGCGGAAGAUUCCUCGAUGGAUGUUUCCUGCCCUAAAAACAACGGACAAGUUGAGCAAACGGUUUUUAGGGCCUGGGAAAUUUCUGACAUCCAGGAUGCUUCAGCGGCCGCAGUCAGUACGAGUGAAGAAUUUUGCAAAAUUCACCCCACUGACCAGUCAGACCUCCCCUCAGCGCCUCCGAUAGCGCAGUAUCCUGGGCACGGGGUAUACCAAAAUUUUCAAGUCAGCGAGGACGAAGCUUCCACUCCACCUGCUCUAUCUGAAUCAGAUUGCGAGACUAGCAAAAGACUGAGCGGAAGUACAACGGAUAAACCUCGUAAGGAAAGAACUGCAUUUACAAAGCAACAAGUCAGACAUUUGGAGUGCGAAUUCGCGCACAGCAAUUACCUCACUCGACUUCGUCGAUAUGAAAUCGCUGUUGCUUUGGAUUUGACGGAACGACAGGUCAAAGUUUGGUUUCAAAAUAGACGUAUGAAGUGGAAACGAACGAAAGGGGGUUCCUCUUCUCAGGUGCUUCAGGGGAAAAAUGGUGAUCAUCUGACCCACUGAAUGCAGGGAAUGAUCGGACUUGUGGGAGUCAUAAUUAAAUAUCAAAUGUAAAUAUUAAUGUUAGCUUAUAGUAAGAAGAAUUACCUAUACCAAUAAAAGUGAAUUAUUAUCUGC
Athalia rosae (coleseed sawfly) is the source of this 2416-nucleotide messenger RNA. It is a transcript of the gene btn, whose product is annotated as homeobox protein MOX-2. The record is from RefSeq and is a predicted model, not a curated record. Gene Ontology annotation, molecular function: RNA polymerase II cis-regulatory region sequence-specific DNA binding; DNA-binding transcription factor activity, RNA polymerase II-specific. NCBI's taxonomy places the organism in Eukaryota, Metazoa, Arthropoda, Insecta, Hymenoptera, Athaliidae. Gene Ontology annotation, cellular component: nucleus. The coding region runs from base 1316 to 2302 and encodes 328 amino acids. The transcript is spliced from 5 exons. Gene Ontology annotation, biological process: positive regulation of transcription by RNA polymerase II.